AUGAACAGAUCCACUGAGACAGAAAAUCUCAGACAACCGCGCCAUGUGAACGAUGACGACGAUGAUAUCGCAAGAAGACGUGAAAAUCUUCGAUGUGCUCAGCAGACUAUUUUCAUUUGGUUGAAGUCUGAUCAAGCAGAUUCCCAACCAACAACUACACAACUUGAUCGUAUCGUUGACAAUGCCAAUACUUUCGAUGAUGCUGAUGAAUGUGUCGAUUUUAUCACAACCAUCACAGAUAAUCAAGUCUGUCUGAUUAUUGACGAAUCUCUUGCAAAACUCAUAUUACCUUGUGUACAUGAACUUUCUCAAAUUCAUCACAUUUUCGUCGUUGGUGCUUCGCCGACAACUGAUGACAAAUGGAUUCAACAAUGGUCGAAGGUGAAAGGUAUUUUCACGGAUAUGACACUUCUCACUGAAACAACCACACAAACAAAUAGACAAAGUGAACAGAACAACAUACCGAUCAGUUUCGGUGAGCCGGAUAAAAAACUGAAUAAACUAGAACCGAGUUUUAUGUACACACAAAUAAUGAAGGAAAUAUUAUUGGGUAUCGACUUCGGCGAACAAGACCUGAAGGAAUAUUGCAAAUAUUGCUGUGAUAUGUUUGCAGAUAACCCACGGAAGGUAAACGAUGUCCAAGAAUUUGAACGUGAUUAUUCUUUAAAAUCACCGAUAUGGUGGUACACUUGCGAAAAUUUUGUUUAUCCUAUGCUCAAUCGUGCCUUGCGAGUUAUGGAUGGAAAUAUCAUCACACGAAUGGGAUUCUUCAUUUCAGAUCUUCAUCGAAGUAUCGAACUGCUGCAUAAACAACAGUAUCUUGACAACUCAUCCCAUGGGACGUUUACAGUUUAUCGCGGUCAAGGAUUGUCUCAGACUGAUCUCGACCAUUUCGUCAAAGUCAAGCAUGGGUUAAUCGGGUUCCACAGCUUUCUAUCGACUACCCAACAGUACGAACACGCGCAUAUCCGAGCUGAGAGCAAUGCAGAGAAUCACGGUCAUGUAGGCGUUGUCUUCAUUAUGAAAAUAGAUCCAACUCAGGCAACAACACCAUUUGCUUCUAUACGAGCCUUCAGCCAUUUUCCAAAUGAGGAUGAAAUCCUUUUUUCGAUGCACACUAUAUUCCGAACAGAAAACAUACAGCCUGCCCCUAAGACUAAUCGUGUAUUACAUGUUUCCUUGUCACUUACGACUGAUAAUGAUCCCGACUUAUAUAAACUUACACAGCAUAUCAGACAAUCCCACUAUUCUUACACGCAUAGCAGAUACCAAUUAGCUGACGUGCUCAUAGCUAUUGACCAACAGGAUCGCGCAGAAGACAUUACCCAGUCUUUACUUGGAGAUGCGAGUCAUCCUAACCAAACCGCCAGCAUUAUGCUCCAGCUUGGUAUCAUAAAAACACAUAAAGGCAGCUACUCCACUGCACUUGAGUAUCAUGAAAAAGCGCUCUCAAUCGACACGGAAUCGCUUCCACCCAAUCAUCCUAGUUUAGCUGCGCCAUACUCAAACAUUGGUGUGCUGCAUCGUGCAAUGGGCAAGUACUCCACUGCACUUGAAUACCAUGAAAAAGCCUUCUCAAUCGACACGGAAUCACUUCCUCCCAAUCAUCCUCGUUUAGCUGUAUCAUACGCAAAUAUUGGUGUGCUGCAUCGUGAAAUGGGCAAGUACUCCACUGCACUUGAAUACCAUGAAAAAGCGCUUUCAAUCAAGAUGGAAUCACUUCCUCGGAUUCAUCCCGGUUUGGCCGCAUCAUACACAGAUAUUGGUCUCGUGCAUUGUGAAAUGGGCAACUACGAAAGAGCACUUGAAUAUCAUGAAAAAGCGCUUUCAAUCGACAGGGAAUCACUUCCACCCAAUCAUCCUAGUUUAGCUGCAUCAAACACAAAUAUUGGUCUGGUGCAUUGUGAAAUGGGCAACUAUUCCACUGCACUUGAAUACCAUGAAAAAGCGCUUUCAAUCGAUACGGAAUCACUUCCACCCAAUCAUCCUAGUUUAGCUGCAUCAUACACAAGCAUUGGUCUGGUGCAUUGUGAAAUGGGCAACUACGAAAGAGCACUUGAAUAUCAUGAAAAAGCGCUUUCAAUCGACAGGGAAUCACUUCCUCCGAGUCAUCCUAGUUUAGCUGUAUCAUACACAAAUAUUGGUGUGGUGCAUCGUGAAUUGGGCAAGUACUCCACUGCACUUGAAUAUCAUGAAAAGGCAGUUUCAAUCCAAACGGAAUCACUUCCACCCAAUCAUCCUAGUUUAGCUGUAUCAUACACAAAUAUUGGUGUGGUGCAUCGUGAAAUGGGCGACUACUCCACUGCACUUGAAUACCAUGAAAAGGCAGUUUCAAUCCAAACGGAAUCACUUCCACCCAAUCAUCCUAGUUUGGCUGCAUCAUACAAAAAUAUUGCUGUGGUGCAUCGUGAAAUGGGCGACUACUCCACUGCACUUGAAUACCAUGAAAAAGCGCUUUCAAUCCAGAUGGAAUCACUUCCACCCAAUCAUCCUAGUUUAGCUGUAUCAUACACAAACAUUGGUCUGGUUUAUGAUGAAAUGAGCAACUAUUCCACUGCACUUGAAUACCAUGAAAAAGCGCUUUCAAUCGACAGGGAAUCACUUCCACCCAAUCAUCCUAGUUUAGCUGCAUCAUACAAAAAUAUUGGUGUGGUGCAUUGUGAAGUGGGCAACUACGAAAAAGCACUUGAAUACCAUGAAAAAGCGCUUUCAAUCGACACGGAAUCACUUCCACCCAAUCAUCCUAGUUUAGCUGCAUCAUACACAAGCAUUGGUCUGGUGCAUUAUGAAAUGGGCAAUUACGAAAGAGCACUUGAAUACCAUGAAAAAGCGCUUUCAAUCGACAGGGAAUCACUUCCUCCGAGUCAUCCUGGUUUGGCUGCAUCAUACACAAAUAUUGGUGUGGUGCAUUGUGAAAUGGGCCACUAUUCCACUGCCCUUGAAUACCAUGAGAAAGCGCUUUCAAUCAAGACGGAAUCACUUCCUCCCAAUCAUCCUGGUUUAGCUACAUCAUACGCCAAUAUUGGUGUGGUGCAUCAUGAAAUGGGCAACUACUCUACUGCACUUGAAUAUUAUGAAAAAGCACUAGCAAUACAGACGGAAUCGCUUCGACCCAAUCAUCCUAGUUUAGCUACAUCAUACGCCAAUCUUGGACAGGUGCAUCAUGAAAUGGGCAACUACGAAAGAGCACUUCAUUACCACGAAAAAGCACUAGCAGUGAUGACGAAAUCACUUUCUCCAAAUCAUCCUAGUUUAGCUGCAUCAUACACAAAUAUUGGUCUGACGCAUCAGAAAAUGGGCAGUUACCAAAGUGCACUUAAAUCGUAUGAAAAAGCGCUAGCAAUAAAUAUUCAAGCACUUCCUGUCAAUUAUGUUAGUUUGGUUGUAACUUAUAUUCGAAUGGGUUUGGUGCAUGAGUGCAUGGCGGCUUUUGAAAAAGCGUUCCAUUACCGGCGUAGAGCGAUAAGUACGUGGGAACAGUUAGAUUAUUGUGAGGCCUUGAGAUUUUUUGAAUAUUUUGAAAGAUUCGGUACGGUUUCUAGGAAACAUGGUAAACAUGGAAAUAUUCUAGAAUCUUGUCGAAUCACCGGAGAUGAAGCGAAAAAAUGCGAGUUGAAUGGAUACUUCGGUACCAAAUGA
Adineta ricciae is the source of this 3639-nucleotide messenger RNA. NCBI's taxonomy places the organism in Eukaryota, Metazoa, Rotifera, Eurotatoria, Adinetida, Adinetidae. The record is from the annotation of a GenBank genome assembly.